Molecule: messenger RNA, 1500 nt
Organism: Cynoglossus semilaevis (tongue sole)
Lineage: Eukaryota; Metazoa; Chordata; Actinopteri; Pleuronectiformes; Cynoglossidae
Product: RNA-binding protein with serine-rich domain 1-like
Exons: 7
Coding region: 130-957 (275 amino acids)
Biological process (GO): mRNA splicing, via spliceosome
Cellular component (GO): cytoplasm; ASAP complex; nucleoplasm
Molecular function (GO): RNA binding
Source: RefSeq, a predicted model, not a curated record
GAGAGCGUAAAGUUCCGCCACAUCCCGUCGUACGUCGGUCUGCAAACGCAAAGCGCUAUAAUUGGUUUAAACCUAAGACCGGCUUUCGUCAUUGAAUUGCGACUGCAGCGGUAGCAACCAGGCAGAAACAUGGCACCUUCUCCAACAAAGAGGAAAGAGGACGACAAGAGUAAACAGCGAGGUAAAGAGAAGUCAGGAGCCACUAAAGAUGGUGGCGACAAAGAUCGGGGUCGUGACAAGAAUCGUACACGGCGUAGUGCUUCCACUGGGAGCAGCAGAUCUAGCUCGAGCUCCAGUAGCAGCUCAGGCUCUAGUUCUGGGUCUUCAAGCGGCUCAAGCUCUGGUUCAUCCAGUCACUCUGGAUCAUCUAGUUCCCGCUCCUCAUCAUCCUCCUCCUCAUCUUCCUCCCCAAGCCCUACCCGCCAGCGCCAUAAUAACAGAAGGCGCUCACGCUCAAAGUCGAAAUCAACAAAGAAAGACGAGAGGGAGCGACGGCGCAGAAGCCCCACGCCAAAACCCACCAAAGUGUAUCUGGGCCGACUGACCAGGAACGUCAUCAAGGAACACAUCCAGGAGAUCUUCUCCACCUACGGAAAGAUCAAGAUGAUCGACAUGCCCAUGAACCGCACACACCCCCACCUGUCGAAAGGCUACGCCUACGUUGAGUUUGAGACGGCCGAUGAGGCCGAGAAAGCUCUCAAACAUAUGGAUGGAGGUCAGAUUGACGGUCAGGAGAUCACAGUCACCGCGGUCCUCACGCCUACAGUGCGUCCUCCUCCUCGCAGACUCUCCCCUCCUCGCAGGAUGCCUCCCCCUCCUCCAAUGUGGCGCCGCACCCCUCCUAGGAUGCGUAGAAGAUCUCGGUCUCCACGGCGACGCUCUCCAGUUCGCCGUAGAUCUCGUUCACCUGGACGCCGUCGCCAUCGGUCACGAUCCAGCUCUAACUCCUCCCGUUGAUAAUUUGUGAACUCCCCUUCUCCCUCAUUCUCCUCUUUUUAGUCUGAAUUAGUGUUUUUAUUUUCUUUAAUUAUAAUUCGUUCAGGUUCUAGUCCACCAGCUGCCAAGUUGCCACUGAGGUGCCCUGAGCAUGGCACUGUCCACGCAAUGUUGCCCAGGCACUUAAGGCAGAGGUCAAAUUCCUUGUGUGUGCAGUGGUGUGCUGUGUCACGAUGACAAAUAAUAAUUUACUUUCAUAAGUCAUCAGUUCCACUUGGUUUGUAGUUUGAAGCCCAUUAAGAAACGCCGUAGUCCAGUGAGUUUCCAGAUUUGGAACGAGUCCAAGUCACGCAAGCUGUGGUGACCUCCACUCUUUGCUGUUACCUGUUUCUCCUUGUCUUUUCACACGUCGACUCCACAGAUGAUCAGAUGGCAUUUUUACUCUUCUGGUUCAGGGGUCACAGAGCUCAACCUUCGCAGUAUCUGGACACUGUUGUUUGUAUCGAAUACCCAGACUCCCCGUCUUCUGGCUGAAUUUUAUUAAAUCUUGUGUUUUGACUGUUU